This is a messenger RNA of Chiloscyllium plagiosum (whitespotted bambooshark), 1468 nucleotides long. The record is from RefSeq and is a predicted model, not a curated record. Lineage: Eukaryota; Metazoa; Chordata; Chondrichthyes; Orectolobiformes; Hemiscylliidae.
UCUGAUGUCAGAGGAAGUCAGUGCGGGAGGAUGGCUGCAGGGCGGAGAGACGCGGCUGACCUGGGCAGGAGCCUGUGUAUCAUCACGGGGGCGUCCCGGGGGCUGGGCUGGGCGCUGUCCAUGGUGCUAGCCCCCCGGCUGAUGCCGGGCUCCCACCUGGUGCUGGUGGCCAGGUCCGGGGAGCGCCUGCAGCAGCUGGAGGCUCGGCUGCUGGAGGAGAGCCCGGGGAGGGGUGGCCAAGUCCGUCUGAGCCGAGUUGAAGCAGACCUGAGCCGGGAAGAGGGUUUGCAGCGUGUCCUGAACACGGCGAUCAGCACAGAGGGAGCCGCUCCGGACAGACUGCUGCUCAUUAACAACGCGGAGCGUUUCAGUGCAAGAGCAUCUGUGCAGCUUGCAAGCAGAGUACAGAUUUCUAGCACACUGAUUGGGUGUUUGUGUUCAGCUCAGUUGACGGUGUCCUUUGCCCAUACAGGUCCCUUGGACACUGACAUGCAGAAGCAAGCUCGGUUAGAGACUGCCGACCCAGAACUCAGGCAAACAUUCCUCACCAUGCAUCAGGAAGGCCAGCUCAUCAAUUGUCAUGACUCUGCCCGAAAGCUGGUGAAUAUCCUCAUUCGAGAUGACUUUCCGUCUGGAGCCCACAUUGAUUACUAUGACCAAUAAAACCCCAGGAAUGUUCAUUGUUGGGAUGACUCACACACACAAAGGCCAGUGUCAGACAUUCUCUCCAAACAUGGACUCCAACACAGACUCUCUUGAUCUGUCCAGGUCAUUUCCACUAUCUCUGCUUCUUGUUCCAAACCAGGCAAGAUACCUCUCGGCCUGUUCACAACUCAACAAGUGACAACACCUGCUGCCCGCAGGCUUUAGCAAUGAACCCUCUGCCUCGGGGAAAAGUGGUUGUGCCUAUAUGUAGCUUCCAGUCUCUUUACUGUACCCUGUUUUUGAUUGUGUCUACCUUUCCUCCCUCUACGGCUCCAACUGUCUGCCUCUCUAUCCAUUACUGACGACAUUUCUUUCUCUCAAUGUAUGCCUCUCUCUGUCCCUCAUGUUUCUAUCAAUCUCCAUUGUUCUCUCUCUCUCUCUGUCCCUUGUGUCUCUGUAACUCUACAUUGCUCACUCUAUCCCCUUGUGUUUAUAUAAUUCUCUGCUGCACACUCUCUCUCUCUCUGUCCCUCAUGUUUCUAUCAAUAUCUAUUGUUCUCACUCUCUCUGUCUGUCCCUUGUAUCUCUGUGACUCUAUAUUGCUCUCUCUAUCCCUUAAGUUUCUCCACUGCUCUCUUCCUUUCUCUCUCCUUCUCUGUUCCUGUUCUCUUCUAAUGAGAUCAUUUUUGCCUUUGUUCUGUUUGAGUGUGUCUCUCUCAGGGAGGUGAUAUAUCUGCCAUGCCACUGUUUUGAUGAAUAGCCCACUGUCCUGGCCAAUACUUACCUCAAGCAACUCUAAUAAAAUAAAUUAUCCUGAUCAUUA